CACUGGACAAGAGUGAAUUUGUUGCGGGGGUCGGUCAGUUACACAAAACGCUCCGCGGUGGAGAGUAAGAUCUGGUGCCGCCCUGAUCGAACCCUGACUGAACGUGUGCUUCAGACAGUCGAGUAGGAAUCAUGACUGCCAUCAACGCACCUCGGGACCAAUACAAGGCCGUGUGGAUCAUUUUUUUCAUCCUGGGUUUGGGAACACUUCUACCAUGGAAUUUCUUUAUAACAGCAACAAUGUACUUCACCAGUCGGCUGAAGGACCCACCUAUAGUGAUUUCAUCCAAUCAGACCACUAAUGGGACUUCUGGGGACGAAGAAGUGCGUAAUGUUUUGGAGUCAACAUUCAGCAAUGUGAUGACACUGUGCGCCAUGGUGCCUCUGCUCAUUUUCACCUGCUUGAAUUCCUUCAUACAUCAGAGGAUUCCUCAGAAGCUGAGAAUCUCUGGAAGUCUGGCGGCCAUCCUGGUGGUUUUCCUGUUGACGGCUGUGCUCGUGAAAUUGGACAUGGCUCCAGUGCUGUUUUUCUCUCUCACAAUGAUCAAAAUCGUCUGUAUCAACUCAUUUGGGGCGAUUCUUCAGAGCAGUCUCUUUGGGCUGGCUGGGAUGCUUCCAGCCUCCUACACCACUCCAGUCAUGAGCGGUCAAGGCCUCGCCGGGACAUUCGCUGCAUUGUCAAUGAUCUGCGCACUGGCCUCUGGGUCGGCAUUACAGGACAGUGCUUUUGGUUACUUUAUCACGGCCUGUAUUGUGAUUGUCCUGGCCAUGAUGUCCUACCUCGCACUACCCAGGAUGGAGUUUUUUCAGUACUACAUGGAAAGUAAUAGUUCUGGACCACCUGGAGAUGAGGAGAACAAGAUGGACCUGCUGUCAAAAGACAGUGCAGCAGAGAAGCGACCUGUGGUGAACAUGAUGGAGGACGAGGCCAAACCCAGCGUGUCUGUGUUUACCAUCUUUAAACAGAUCUGGGCCAUGGCUCUGUCUGUGUGCUUCAUCUUUGCCGUCACCAUUGGAACAUUCCCAGCUGUGACGGUUGACGUCAAGUCGACGGUAGCAGACCGAGGAGCCUGGGACACUUACUUCAUCCCUGUGUCGUGUUUUCUCCUCUUCAAUCUGAUGGAUUGGGCUGGCAGGAGCCUGACGGCCGUCUGCAUGUGGCCGGGUAAAGACAGCAAGUGGCUUCCUAUCCUGGUGGGUCUGCGGAUAGUCUUCAUUCCACUCUUCAUGCUGACCAACGUUCAGCCUCGUAACUAUCUCCCAGUGCUGUUCGGCCACGACGCCUGGUACAUCAUCUUCAUGGUCUUCUUUGCCUUUUCCAAUGGAUAUCUGGCCAGCCUCUGCAUGUGCUUUGGACCCAAGAAAGUGCCGCAGCAUGAAGCAGAGACAGCGGGGGCCAUCAUGGCCUUCUUCCUGGCCCUCGGCUUGGCGUUGGGUGCUGCAGUCUCCUUUGCUUUCAGAGCUCUGGUCUGAAACGUCCAGUAGAACCCACAGUCGAUGUACUCUAGUCUCCUUUUUCAAACACCGUCUCUGCCAUGAUGCAUUGUGGGUGAGCCCUUUGAAGAAGCAGACUAGCAGCUCUCAUUUCAACCACCAAUUAAGACCAUCGGCAAACCUGACUGGACAGCCCGUAACACGAGAGAACCAAACCGCCGUCUUCCAGAAAUGAAGUGAGGAGCCGCUCAACCAGAUGUACCAUUAACAUGUGGAACCAGUUUACUUUUCCAAACAUGGCACUGCUCGCUCUGUCCUCUUUUCCAGCGAAAGUCGAUGACGUCAAAACAUCCAAAACCAAAAUCCUAAAAAAACGCUUAUGAAUGUUUGCUUUGAAAUGACCUCAUACUUUGUUCCAUGUUGCAGAACUACGUAAAUGAAGGCUGUUAGUUCUGUUUUUCUCAGCACCUUUUUUUUUUUUUUUAAGGCAAAGUAGAAUAGGUUUUAAAAAUGUGAUUUUAUUUGAUGUCAAGAUAGAUAAUACAUCUUUUUAUUAUUUAUAAAUGAAGCUCUUUGAUGUUAAAUUGGUACAUUUUAAAGCCUUUCUGACCCUCAGUGUGACACUGAGGGGCAAAAUGUAAAAAAAAAGUGUUUGUGCAUAAGCAACAAACAAAAUUAUACCAUCACUGUCUACUGUUGCAGUGAAAAGCCAAGUACA
This is a messenger RNA of Thalassophryne amazonica, 2151 nucleotides long. RefSeq names its product equilibrative nucleoside transporter 1-like. Gene Ontology annotation, cellular component: plasma membrane. The record is from RefSeq and is a predicted model, not a curated record. Gene Ontology annotation, biological process: uridine transmembrane transport; nucleoside transmembrane transport. Gene Ontology annotation, molecular function: nucleoside transmembrane transporter activity. The coding region runs from base 132 to 1472 and encodes 446 amino acids. The transcript is spliced from 13 exons. NCBI's taxonomy places the organism in Eukaryota, Metazoa, Chordata, Actinopteri, Batrachoidiformes, Batrachoididae.